Molecule: messenger RNA, 2222 nt
Organism: Helobdella robusta
Lineage: Eukaryota; Metazoa; Annelida; Clitellata; Rhynchobdellida; Glossiphoniidae
Exons: 15
Coding region: 1-2211 (736 amino acids)
Biological process (GO): regulation of DNA-templated transcription
Cellular component (GO): myosin complex
Molecular function (GO): ATP binding; protein binding; cytoskeletal motor activity
Source: RefSeq, a predicted model, not a curated record
AUGGACGAUGUGAUGCAAUGUAACGAUGCACUCGUUGCUGACCUUUAUGAGAAGCUGGUCAACUGGAUCGUAUUCAACAUCAAUAGAGUCCUCUUCCCCAAAAUUAUGAGAACUUCUCAAUACAACCGAAUAUCAAUGCUGGACGGGUCUGGUUUUGAAGACAACCAGAAGUUCGGCAACCACUGGCAGCAGUUGCAGAUCAACUUCUUCAACGAACAGAUGCUCUACCACUACAACAAAAUUGUCUUUAGGCAGCCAUGUGAAGACUACAGAGUCCAGACAGGCGAUGCAACCUACCCACCUGGCCUACUCCUGAACGUUUUGAACGAAGAAAGCCUAGACGAGACAUCAUCAGAUCUCCAGCUCAUCCAAAAAUUUGACCAACGACUGAGCAACAGGAACGAAUUGAACAUUGUGAAGGAACACACUUUGUUGUUCAGUGUUAACCAUACAAUAUCAAACGUUACUUACUCCGUGCAUGAUUUCAUCAAAGAAAACAGGAACAGAUAUGAGAACAAAUUCAUUGACUGCUUCAAGAAAUCAGAGAGUCAGUUUAUUGCGGACAUCAUCCAGUGCAAACAGUUGGAUGACGAAAUAAGUUGUCUAAAAGAUUCGGUGAAGAGAAACAGGAAAUCUCAGUUCAUAACUGAAACAACGAAUCACAAAAAGCCAGAAAGUAAGAAGAAAAAGAAUAAGUUGCUCAGUACGAAACACAAGGGCUUACCGUGUGACAUGUUGCCAAAGUUGGACAAACACUUAUUCAGAUCUACACUCACAAAGUCGGUAAAUUCAUUUGACGAAGGAUUCGUGAGGAGCCAACUGAUUAGUCUCAACGUUAUGCAUACUAUCAACCAGUACCUACUCAAGCCAAUGAUCUUCAUUGAGUUUCCACAUUUUGUUCAAAAGUACAAGGUGUUGCACUUCCCUCUACACUCGCACGUGGAGCCAACAGCCAUCAACUGCUUGAAUAUUUUGCUAUCCGCUGGAGUAGCUGAUUAUAAAAUUGGAAAGGAUAAGGUACUUCUGCGCUACAAACAGCGUACCGAGCUGGACAAAAAGAUGAACCGUUACGAAAGAAGAGUACACACAUGCCAGGCAAGCAUCAGAGGUUUCGUCGCCCGCAAAUGUUACAAGCAAACUCUGCAUGCUUGGAGGGCCAGCAAUCCUUGGAGGGCCGGCAACCCUCUCAGCCAGAUGAAAUUCAAAAGUACUUCAAGCGGCAUCAACGCUGAUGUCGAUUGCAGUGGUAGAAAAGAUAGCACCUACUAUGAAGAUAAUGAUAAUUAUUAUGUGAACGUCGGUGGCAAUAACAAGAGAAUCUCCUCGACGUCAAAUAAAACUGAAGCUAGUGCAGCAGCUACUACUACUGCUACAACUACUUCAUGUAUCGAUGAUAACAAAAAAUAUAAUGAUGAUGAUGAUGAUAAUGUUUAUGAAAACGUUAACAGGGAAAACAUAAACACCAUCCACAACAUUAAUAACAAACCAAAUCCAACUCACAGUAAAUCAGAAAAUAAUGCCGUCAAACUUUACCAGAAGCAAAUAAGGAAUUCGGGUUUUUUCAAAAAUGUAUUGAACGAGUCUCUCAAAAAUUUUCAUAAAGUGAAUAAGGAAGAUUGGGUGAAAAUAUUUUUCUUUGAAAAUGACAACCGUCUGAUCAGCAAAUUCUUCUGCGAGGAACCUCAGCUGAGUAUAAACAACAGUGAGGAGGAGUACGAUGGGAAACUGAUUGGCUUGAGGACGCCGAACUUUGCAUGGAGCAAUCCACGUACCUACAGUGUUCUAGAUUCGUUGAAAAGUGACUUUGACAUCACGAAACAGGACAAUGGCGACGUGUUCGUCCGUUCGAGCGGCACCAGUGUGUGCGUCCUGGCCACUUACUUCGCGCACAACCUCCACCCCGAUCGAUCCAUCUCCGUCAAAAACGCAAAAAUCUUUGACAUGAAACUCUUCAGACAAACGAUAAAGAAUGAAAUGCACAGCAGCAACUUCAGCGUGAGGAACAUCGAGAUGAGCAGCAUGGUCCUCCUCAACUUUUUCUCCACCCCCGACAUGAACUUGCAGGAAGAAAAAGUGAGCAUGCUUCUCAUUUUCUACCACGCCUUGGACAUCAUCGGUGACUACGAAGUUUACAAGAACUUGAUUGCAACUGGUGACGACAAGCAUGUUCCUUUGGAAAUGUGGCUGAAGUCAAAGCAAACACGAACAUAGCUAGAACAUGA